This is a messenger RNA of Aphanomyces invadans, 1003 nucleotides long. RefSeq lists its product as hypothetical. Gene Ontology annotation, biological process: regulation of DNA-templated transcription. The record is from RefSeq and is a predicted model, not a curated record. The transcript has a single exon. Lineage: Eukaryota; Oomycota; Saprolegniomycetes; Saprolegniales; Verrucalvaceae. Gene Ontology annotation, molecular function: sequence-specific DNA binding; DNA-binding transcription factor activity. Bases 1 to 924 code for a protein of 307 amino acids.
AUGUACAACCCAACAUCCCCUCGCCGAGCGUUGGCUCCGACCAUGAUCAAUUCGGCAGCGCCGCCGUUCCUCGCGAGUUUGUACGAGAUCCUGUCCAAAGAAGACCCGACCGUGAUCGCGUGGUGCGACAACGGCAAAGCGUUUGGAGUGUACAACUUUGACGUGAUGGAGCAGUACAUUUUGCCCACGUAUUUUCGGCACAACAAGUUUGCGUCGUUCCAGCGCCAACUCAACUACUUUGGGUUUCGAAAACUGCAAAAGCCCAACGGCGCCACGUCCCCGACUAGACCGAGCAACAUCUACUGCCAGCCCCUUUUCACACGAGACAACCCGUCCGCGAUGAUCUUUAUCAAGCGCAAGACGUACGGGCUCAAGCCGGUCUCAACUCCGCGUCGCAUGACCACGCCUGACUACUACCCGUUCUCCACGACACCCGUCAAUGUCGUGCCGUCGCAUGCGAUCCCUGCCAUCUCGCGCAGCUCGUCUGCUCCAUCCCACUUCACCUGGUCACUACAUACGGCAGCCCCAAUGCUGCGCCGUAGCCACAGCGCGAGCGCCCCGAAACCCGUGGACUUUGAUGAGUACUUGUCCAUGACAUCAUCACAAACGACGUCGUACGAGCAACUUCUGCAUGGGGUGAUUCCCGGGGUGCUUUCCACGUCGGGGGACGCACAGAGCAGCAGCAACUCGAGGUUGUCGAUUGAUGCAUCCAUGGCAGAUGCCUUCGCUGCAAUGCAUGACGACCCUGUCGUGGUGUCGGUGACCCCCAUGCUGACCCAAAUGCAGACCGUCACCCUGGGUGAUGGUGACGCCGCCGAUGGCCGGUUUGCGCCCCUUCCCUUUUCUUCCGACCCUCGCUGGGCGACGGGGCCCAAGCUGUCGAGCGACGACUGGGCCCUUUUGGCUUGCAUAGCAACCACGUAGAUGGCGAGAAAAGGUAGUUUAGAACCAUAUUUAUGUCGUCGUGUGAGUUGAAUGAAUGAACGUGAUGGGCGUCGUGCGA